GGAUGUGGUCACGAUGGACCUGUAGCGGCUUGACUUCGAAGCUAUAAAAGCGGGUGACUUCAGCCACGCUGGCAGUUUGCGGGGAGACGACGAGUCGUGCUGCAGAUCAAGACAUCGUCAAGUCUUCAUCUUGACCAACCAACUGCAAGAGUCACCGGACAGGACAAAGGCUGAAGAUGACCCGUCACUUUGAGUUUGUCCUGGCACUGGCACUCUUGGCUGGAGCCGUGUAUCCAGCCAAGAGCAUGGCACAACAGCCGGAAGAGGAACAACAACUGAAUGAAGAUGCCUCACCUGAUAUUGAGGAAGUGGAGAUGUUACUUAAGAAGCUGGAAGAUUUGGUGGAGGAAGAAGUGAUGGCCGGUAACAACGGUAUUGAUGAUCGCAAAAGGCACUUACCUGGUGACAUCUAUGACCCAGACGUUGCAUUAGGAAGACCUACGCGUCAGUCGAGCACAGCACAUGGAGGUCCCUCGGCUCUAGCUGUUGACGGUAACAGGAGUCCUCAGCAUUCUAACCGUUUCUGCGCACACACGAAUGAACAAAACGACCCAUGGUGGUACGUCGAUUUGGGACGUUAUGUCACCGUGGACCACGUCACCAUCGUCAACCGCCGUGACUCGUCCUCUGAAAAGAUCACACCCUUCGACGUCCACGUCGGGUCCAGCGCUAGCGUGGUCAGCAACCCGAGGUGUGGCGGGCAUCACCACUUCCCUCCGACUGAGACCGAGAAGGUUGUCGACUGCGGCGGGUUGAGGGGCAGGUACGUGGGCAUCAGGCUGCCGGGGAAGAGGCGAGUCCUGGCGCUGUGCGAGGUGGAGGUAUAUGCAGCUCCAAACCUAGCGUUGGGAAAACCAACGUCCCAGUCAAAUGUCGCACAUAACGGGGUUGCCUCCCGAGCGACUGACGGAUGCAGGGACCCGAACUAUAAUAGCCAGUGCUGCACCCAAACUCCGGCUGAGACGGACCCUUGGCUGCAAGUGGACCUCGGAACCUCGGUCAGAGUGCAGUGGGUCGUCCUCGUGAACCGCGCGGACUGUUGCCGAGAUCGACUCACCCCCUUCACCAUCCACAUCGGAAACAAUGCGCGCGUAGACCAGAACCCUCGCUGCGGCGGGCAUCACACCAUCCUCGCUGGUAAGGACAAGGAUGCCAUCAACUGCAACGGAAUGACAGGACGAUAUGUGGGGAUCCGACUGCCCGGCUAUGGCCGUGUUCUGACAGUCUGCGAGAUAGAAGUCUACACAGGUACGGUGACAAAGAGGACAUCUGAAGUGCGGCAGACCGAGGGAACGGGCUGUGGAGAACAUGAGGAGGGGCAAAGCUGGGUGGGUGAUGAGGAGGAACACAACUGCAACUGUGACGCCGGCGAAGAGUUCUGCUACAAGGUGGAGUGUGGGGAUGAUGGAGAAAAGAAACCCAUCAAGGGCGAAGAAGGGAUGUGGACCUGCGAGGAGACUGAAGAGACCGAGGAAACCGCACGGGAGAUCCUGGAGGAAGCCAUGUAGAAUGGGAUGGAGGACUACAAGGAAUAACUGGCUGGAGUUGUGAAGAUCUGGUCAAGAAACUGAUGGACAUGGAAGUCAACUCGGCGUGACUUUCUUUUCACACGUUCUUAGCUUAUUCUUUGUUGGAAACUAUCUAGUUUGUACCUCUCUUACAGCAUUUUAGAUAUGGACUCUAUUUGCAACUCUUUGGCUUAUGUCAAAUCCAUUUUUCUUUUAGCAGUCGAGAUCUUCUUUCCUCCCUUUUGAACUAUGGUCUUCUUUUCUGAUCUCCUAAAUUAGAGACUUUGGUGCCAGCUGUGCAUCUUAUUCUCUAUUUCAUGACAACUGUACCUCUACUGCCGAGGUGCGAUGUUACAACACAGACAAUGUAUGCUCAUAAGCAGAUCUUAUAAAUUAGUUAGCGGUGUUGACAGCAGUGAGGUUGAAAGGGACGUUCUUUUUUCAAACAAAAGGAAACGUUAAAGUUCUUGGAAUAUAUCUAUAUUUCUACUAGUAAAAGUUAAUUAGCGAAGGCAAUAUCUGCAAUGCUAUAAUCGAAAUAAUAGCAUAGUCUGCACGAAUACAUUGCUUAGGUAAACGUGAAUGGAAUUAUGGAUAUGAAUAUGAAU
Messenger RNA from Branchiostoma belcheri (Belcher's lancelet), 2116 nucleotides. RefSeq lists its product as uncharacterized. The record is from RefSeq and is a predicted model, not a curated record. Lineage: Eukaryota; Metazoa; Chordata; Leptocardii; Amphioxiformes; Branchiostomatidae. The transcript is spliced from 10 exons. The coding region runs from base 177 to 1508 and encodes 443 amino acids.